Urocitellus parryii (Arctic ground squirrel) is the source of this 282-nucleotide messenger RNA. It is a transcript of the gene Scgb1a1, whose product is annotated as secretoglobin family 1A member 1. The record is from RefSeq and is a predicted model, not a curated record. Gene Ontology annotation, cellular component: cytoplasm. Lineage: Eukaryota; Metazoa; Chordata; Mammalia; Rodentia; Sciuridae. Gene Ontology annotation, biological process: signal transduction.
AUGAAGCUCAUAGUCACCUUCACCCUUGUCCUACUGGCUCUCUGCUGCAGCUCUGCUUCUGCAGAGACCUGCCCUGAAUUUUUUCAUAUCAUGGAAACCCUCUUCUUGGGCACACUCUCCAGUUACGAGAGUUCAGUGGAACCAUUCAACCCUGAUCCGGACAUGAAAGAGGCAGGAAUCCAGAUGAAGAAGCUGCUGGACACCCUCCCMGUGGGGAUCAAAAUGAAUGUCCUGAAGCUCUCAGACAAAAUAUUAAAAAGUCCACGAUGUGCUGGGGUUUAG